GUUAGGCAGCUGUUCCAAGAUGAAAUGUUUCGACUACUGCAGCUCCAGCAGAUCAACUUCAUGAGCUUGAUGCAAGUUGUGGGGUCUUCCUUUGCUGCUCUGCCAGCCAUACAGCAGAUCAUGCAGCAUACAGCACAGAUGACAGGGAAUCUGGUGACCAUCCCUACAGUGGGACAGGCUCCUCUUCAGGCCAUUCCACCAGCUCCAGAGAUUAAUACUAAUCUGCAGACACAGAGGGCUGAUGUGGAGAAAGCAGUGAAGAUGGGAACAGAUGAAGCUGCUGAGACAAAGCCUGUCAAUCACCUAGGCAAUAAAGAGAAUCUGCAGAGACCCCCCGAGAUUAACAUACCUUCAAGCCAGGUUAAUGAAAGCGAAAGGAUUCCAGCAAAUAUGGGAUUAUUAAGUACUGCUCCUCAUGGAAUCCUGCCUUUAAUUACUCCUGCAUCAAACCAGCAAAAGACCCUGAAUCUCCACCCACCCCCAGGAACAAAUAACUUCAAUGGAUUUCCACUACUUAAACUACACACAGCACCCACUCUAAUGUCAUUAAACUUGCUAUCUGGAGCACAAAGUUACUCAAGACUUAAAGAUCGUCCUCCACUUAGGGAGGCAUGGGGGCCAUCAAUUAGGCAACCCAGUGAUCAGUCAUCCAGUGACUUAAACCAGUCUCCAUCCUAUAUUAGCAGUUCCACCACUAAAGCCAGCAAAAGGACAGAGAAGGCAACAAAAUGGGCUCAGCCUGUGGUAAAAAGACACUCAAAACAUUCAGUUGGUAACUUGUCUAAGCAAAAUGUUCCUGUUGGCCAACCAUUCCUGAAAUCAGAGGAAAACAGAUGGAGACCUGAAGAAAGAUUGCUAGAAACAUCACAGAACAAUGCAGGAAUGCCCUUAUUACGUCUGCGUACCGACCCGGCAAUGUAUCUCCCAUCCAUGCCACAUCCCAGCUUUACUGUAUCAGUGGCGACACCUCACGCAGGGAUAUCUGACCAAUCAAAGGGUCCACCAGUGGCUGGAUUUACUCUACUGAAGGCCAGUUUACCCCAACAGAUUCAGAGUCUACAGAUCAGUCCCACUCCUAGGCUCAUCCCCCUGCAGAACCUGAUUGCGUUUGAACGAGAUGCAGCACAAAGAGGUGAACCAGAAAGUUUUCAGCUGCUAAAAGCCAACAUUCAUCCUUUUGAAGAAGUGGGGAAUGAUGGAGACAGUAUUAAAAGACAAAAGAGGCGAACUCUGAAAGAAAAAGGCGAGAAGAAAGAAAAGAAAACAUCUGUUACAUUUCGUCCAGAAGACUCAAUCAUCAUUCCAAAUAACUUUGAUGAAGUUGUGGAAAAAAGAGAAAGAACUUCAUCAUAAACCUAAUUUAAUGGAGAGCAAUGAAUUUGUACUUCCAUUAGGCACAUUUGAAACGGAGUUGACAGAUCAGAUCCCAGGCCCUCUGCUUCCAACUAUGGCAGAAUUACAUUAUUUGGCUUCCUUAACUAAAAGACCACCUGCCGUUCAUGAUGCCAGCACCAACACAGCCUUUGCCUCCAAGUCACUUAUGAACGUGGGAACAAGCUGUGAAACAUUUCCUAGCAGUCCUGUUUUGGCAUUUACUCCUGCUUCAGGAUCAGGAGAUGAUCUAAUGUCUAUGGGACACCAACAGACACCACUGAACAGAGUUGUAAAGGAGCCAACAAGUAAAGAUGGUCUUUCAGCUGACCACCCCCUGCACUUGCCUCCAGUGCUCUUUUUAAACCUUCCAUAUGAUGAUCAGCAGGAGAUGAUGUUUCAGAAGGAAGACACUGCCCCCACACAUGAUGAAGAAAAUUUGUUAACUGUAAUGGACUUGGAUGAAGAAGAAUUUUUGCAACAAAUCCCAGGGAUUUAUUCAUCAGAUAUACUUCAGAGCCAACCAAGGUUAGAGGAUGGCCACCCCGCCACUGUAAAUGGUGUUUUACAGCCAGAGUGGACUGAAGAAUCUUUUCCAAGAGUUUGGACACCUAGGGACAUAGAAAACAAUGACGCAUUCUGUAGACUGAAAGAGAUGGAUGUCCAGCUAAGAGCCUUGCAGAAUAUGGCAGAGAGCAUGGAUAGAGACUUUGUCAAUACCGAACUGCUGGUCAAUACGAUAGAAAAUCUGGCAACUGCAAUGGACCAGACCCUAAAGAAGUCCAUCGUUUUAGAGAGCCUGCUUUCCCAGGAAGUGGACUGACUCCCAAUGAGAUGGUAUUGGAGGAGCUGGCUGAGGAAGAGGAGUUUACACUGCCCAACCCCCGAACUAUUAGGUUACAUAAACAACCUCUAGAGGUCUUUAUCAAUGCAAAACCCGACACUCGUCCUCAAACAGAUCAUCAGCAAUACAAAUGCAACAUAAAGAAAAGUACUGUAAGUGAGCAGCUCCAGAUGACCGGGCUCAGCGACAUUGCCGACAUUCUGACUGAUCUCAUAGAUGGAGGGGUGUCUGCUUCAGAACUUGGACUGACUGAAACACAAGCACAGGCCAUUUCCACGAAAAGGAGUCAAAAUACUUCAAAGAAAAGCCAGAAGGACAGAGCAGAGCUGCGGAUGUGGAUGAAGAAGAAACAGAGGGAGCGCCUGGCAGAAUACAGGAAGAAGUUGGAAGAAUUGAGAGAGAGAGAACACAAGCCAUUCCAUCCACACCACCAAGCUAACACGUUGGUUUCCUCAAAAUCAAUAUGGCAAACCCAGAGAUUGAAAAAUGAGAAGGACCGGAUGCUUCUGUCCGAGCACCACAGUCACCGCGUAUCAGACGCCAUGAGCCUCAUGCAGGAGAUGUUAUCGGAUUCCCCUCAGAUACCAGCUGGGAGCACCAAACCCAUCAGGUCCCAGACGUCUCUGUCCAGGCAGCGGAUAACCCAGCCUUCCUCUACAAGAUCUCGCACUGCGGUUCACAGCUUGUCCACUGCCCAUACUGAGAAAAGUCGGUCAGCCUCCAGAGCUGGGGUACUACAGCCGAGGUUCAUAUCUUCUCCUUUACGGACACAGACCCAAGGAACAGCGACAUUUGUCCUUCCAAAGAGUGUGUCCGAACCCAUACUCCGACCUCGCAGUGUGCCUAGCUACGCUGUUAACAGACGAUACGAUCCAACCCUACCGGGAGACCGCAUCUCUCAGAUCACUCGCCGGGGGAUGCUCACUGGAAGAAGCAGGACUAAUCCUCAAUAGUAAAGCUAAAAAAUCAAUUCUUAAAACCACAACAAAGCUGCUUAAGCCACAACACCAAGGUAAAGGCUGA
Staurois parvus is the source of this 3238-nucleotide messenger RNA. The record is from the annotation of a GenBank genome assembly. NCBI's taxonomy places the organism in Eukaryota, Metazoa, Chordata, Amphibia, Anura, Ranidae.